This is a messenger RNA of Synchiropus splendidus (mandarinfish), 2130 nucleotides long. RefSeq names its product vimentin-like. The record is from RefSeq and is a predicted model, not a curated record. Gene Ontology annotation, molecular function: structural constituent of cytoskeleton. Gene Ontology annotation, biological process: intermediate filament organization. The transcript has a single exon. Gene Ontology annotation, cellular component: cytoplasm; intermediate filament; plasma membrane. Lineage: Eukaryota; Metazoa; Chordata; Actinopteri; Syngnathiformes; Callionymidae. Bases 585 to 1715 code for a protein of 376 amino acids.
UGCCAGGGUUUCGCUAGUGGUCUCUUAGCUGGUUUCACCUCUGUGGCGCAUUUUUGUAUUUGUAAACCUCAUUCUAUUACAUCGCGUUGACGAUUUGAAGUGAAAAUCAACAUUCAGGCUGCUCUGCACGUUUCAUUACGCAAUUGGGUCAUGUGGCACUAUUCAGUGCAUAGCUAACAAGUACAUUAAUCUGCAUUGUCAAUCUAAGCCAACCGUCUUGCCGGCCUGAUAAAAUGACUGGGAUGGCUGAAUUUGGCCCCUGGGCCUUGAUUUUGACACACCUGUAAGUCGUCAUUCGAUGAAAAGCGGGAGUAGUACAUGAUCUGAUCGCUAUUUCCCAAUGUGGUGCAAACCCCAGGGAGAGAACACUACCCACUCUGACACCAAGCUAAUGAAACCACACUCCUAUGAAAGGCCGUCAUUGUGCAUUUUGGAAAUAUGUUGAAAGCUUUGAGAGUUUGGAAUCUGUCUGAGACAUUCCUGACGGUUGCAUAAAGACACGGUGGCUUUGGAUUGACUUCGUUGCAGUGCCGGACACCUGUGAGAGCAAUUGCCUUUUGUCGCUUUCCGAUCCUUAUAUCACGAUGAGAGGUGCUUCCUACAAGAGCCGGCAGGUCAGCUCAGCCAGCCGAGUCAGAGUGGAGAGUCCAUCCCCGUCCCGGUGUCGCGGCUCUUCAUUUGACGGACAUGGGCGCUCCGGGCUGAGGGGUACUGCUGUUGAAUUGGGAACAGAGAUACACAAGCAUCAUGCCAACGAGAAGGAAGAGAUGCAGGAACUCAAUGUCAAGUUUGCUGGCUACAUUGAGAAGGUCCAGGCUCUGGAGCAAAGAAACGCUGUUCUUCAGGCUGAGCUGGCUGCUCUUCAGAGUCGCUACAAGGGAAGCCCAGCUGGAAUCGGAGAAGAGUAUGAGCUCAAGUUUAAAGAGGUCCGGGAUCUGAUUGAAGCUCUGACAAAUGAGAAGGGAGCAGCUGAUAUCGAACAAGGCUACAUUGAAGAGGAGGUGGAGGUGUGGAGGCUGAAACUUGAUGAAGAGUUGGCUCUAAGAGAAGAGGCUGAAUUGAUCCUGAAGGAAUUUCGUCAGGACGUUGAUAAUGCCACACUUCAGAAAGCGGAGUUGGAGCGGCGCAUCGAACAACUUGUGGUAGAGAUCGAGUUCCUCAAGAAGCUUCACGAAGAAGAGGUGGCUGAUCUCAUGAAACAAAUCGAGGACUCAAAGGUAACAGCCGAACUGGAUGGUGACCGGCCUGACUUGGCUGCUUACCUGCGCGACAUGCGCGCAGAAAUAGAAUCCGUAGCAGCACGCAACGUCAAGGAGGCUGAGAAGUGGUACAAGAACAAGUUUGACACCCUGAAGGAGCAUGCUGGCAAACACGAGGAGAAGAUGAAGACCAUGAAGGAGGAGAUCACUACGUUCCACAACCAGGUGACAGACCUCCAGAACCAGGUCGAUGCGAUGAGGGCUCGCAAUGCUGCCCUGGAGCAACAGCUGGUGGACAUGGAGUCCGCUCACUUGGAGAAGGUGGAGAACGUGCAGGAAGUAAUCGCUCAGUUGGAGUCCCAGCUGUGUGACACCAAGUUAGAGAUGACCAAGUAUCUUCAAGACUACCAGGAACUGCUGCAUAUCAAGCUGAAGCUGGAUGCUGAGAUUGCCACCUAUAGGAAGCUUUUGGAAGGGGAAGAGCAGAGGCUUGGAAUAGCCAAAGAUGAGAUGUAAAUGUCAAGAUGGAGACAAACCCUUAAUAGCAUUUUGACCCCAAACAUGGUUUAGAUUGUUUAUUUUUCUAACAAAAUGGACAGUAAAACACUAAUCACAGACCGUAACAAACUAACCUUGAACUUUUUUUAUUUUUUUUCAAAUUACUGAAGCAGUGUCUGUUCCAUUCAAACCUAUUUACUUUCAUUAUAGGAUGAAUACAGUGCCAUGUCUGAUAUUUUGUUGGGCCACGCUGAGUACCAUUAGUGUUCAUUGGCUGUAGGGUUUUCUCCAUUUCUCAUGAGUGAACACAAUGAUGUUAUCGUGUUAUCAUUCUACUGUCCAGUUAAUCCUCAGUGUGAAGUGUGUCCAAGUUUGUGUCCAUUUGCUGAGCUGCUGAUAAUAAAGAAGAAACAAGAGUGUCUUUGUGCUCCUG